CUCCAUGCGACUUAACCCGCUUACGAAUCAGCAAACUGUCGCCAAGAAAUCCUCGUUUUUGGCGUUCAUGCUGAAGCACUUUUCCCGACUUUUGCCUGCGGGUUCAAGGGCCGCCUCCCAGAUUCUUCGCUCCAACAGGAGUUGACAGGGUGCUGUGCAUUGCAAGUACACUUGGGCCACCUUACCACAUUGUUCGCUGCUGAGAGUGUGAUCUCUGUUUCCUUUUCUUGUGUCGCCUCUGCUGUCUCCACUCGUCAACGAAAAAUUUCUUUCCACACUCGGAACCAUUUGUCGCGUGAUUGUCCGAGAUUCCAGACUCUGCCAUCCCCUACCCCCCAUCAGUUUUUGGCUGUCGAUUCUUUCCGCCCCUGGUAAGACUCUAUCGUCCCUGGUAGUCGUGCUGUUCCGCUGAGCGCCACUUGAGGUAGGAAAAUCACUGUCUCGCCAUCCGCAGCUGCGUGCUCCGCCAUCUACGCGGUAACUGGAGUGAUAAUUGUGUACAGUCCGACGCCAUUUUGCACUACCGGCAGCCCUUCUAUGUUUCCACCUGUUCGCCCCCCUGCUGGAUGCAGGCGACACUCCUGACACAGUUCAGGACCAGUUGAAAUCGUACGACGAGGUUCGACAGAUAGGACCAAGUUUUAUUUGUUUCUGGGCAUCAGACCCACAAGAACCUUCCAGUUGCCGUCCACAAUGGCUGCUGCGCUUCGGUUUCUAAACACUGCGCUCACGACUUCCAGACCUUUGUUCGCUUCUGGAAGUCGCCCGCAACUCUCUCCUCUGUUUUUUAUUGAGAAUGCUCGGCUGCGAGGCACUUUCUCUCGUCGGUUCUCUUCUGCUGCUGCGCCAACAGCAACUGCUGCAGAUACGAAGCCGGCGAGUGCCACGCCGUUGCAGAAACCAGGCUCGUCUACUGGAGGAAUGACGAGUGGACCAGCAUCUCCUUCCCGGCAGUCAACCCCCAGUAUUUCUACGGGUCGCCAUGCCACAGAUGUCUACGAUGUGUUCAUUGUUGGCGGUGGUGUCACUGGAACGGCUCUGCUGUACGAACUCUGCACGUUCACAGAUCUGAAGAAGAUCGGACUGGUGGAGCGACGUCCCUCGUUUGCGGUGGUCGCCUCGUGCCCACGCAACAACUCUCAGACAAUCCAUUGUGGCGACAUCGAGACGAAUUACACCGUUGAAAAAGCGAAGAUCGUGAAGCGCCAGGCCGAUAUGCUCCGUAACUUCGCAACGAAGUUGCCUCCGUCGGAGAGAGACCUGGUCGUCCAAAAGAUGCAAAAGAUGGCGCUCGCUGUCGGCGACACAGAGUGCGAGUUCAUGGAGAAGCGAUACCACGUCUUCAAGAAUUUGUUCACGCGCAUGCAGUUCAUCGACAAGAAGACGAUUGCCGAAGUCGAGCCACGUGUCGGCAUGAAGAACUCCCAUUCUAUGCGAUCGGAUUCAGCGUGCGCCAUCUUUAUUCCGGAUGAGCAUUCUGCGGUGAACUACUACCACUUGGCUGCCUCGUUUGUCGACCAGGCGAAAAGGCACGCCAACGGCAAGCAGGUGGACAUUCAAACCUCGACGGAACUCCUGGACCUGAAGCAUGACGGUGAUACCUUCUCCAUCAAAACAAGCCGCGGCAUAGAGAGAGCGCGAUUCGUCGUUGUCAGUGCUUGCGGUCAGUCGCUGCUGUUGGCCCAGCGUAUGGGCUACGGACUGAACUUCAGCUGUCUCCCGAUGGCCGGAAGCUUCUACUUUGCGCCCGAAAUGUUGAAUGGGAAAGUCUACACGUGCCAAGACCCGCGGCUCCCGUUCGCUGCGGUGCACGGAGAUCCAGAUCUCGUUGCAGUGGGAAAGACGAGGUUCGGCCCUACCGCGCUUCCGCUCCCCAUGCUCGAACGCUACAACAUGUCUUCCAUCGGCGACUUCUUGCGUGUUAUUAACCCCGACAUAAACCUCGUUAAGGUGUAUUUGGAUCUCCUUGGCACGUCCCACAUGCGCAACUACGUCUUGAGAAACUUCCUCUUCGAGGUCCCGAAGCUGAACACCGUGCUCUUCGCCAACGACGUCAAGAAAAUUGUCCCGUCAAUCAAGCCGGAAGAUCUCACAUACGCACAGGGCUAUGGUGGUGUACGACCUCAGCUCAUAGACAAGGUACAAAAGAAAUUGCUGCUGGGAGAAGGCAAAAUCAAUCCAGGCACUGGAAUUAUUUUCAACAUUACGCCUUCACCUGGAGGCACGACCUGCUUGGGCAAUGCCGAGCUGGACAUGCGUGCAAUCUGCAAGAGGCUGGGCGCGAACAUUGAUGAAAAGCUCUUCAAACGGACACUUCUGGAAGGCGAAUACCCCGUGGCACACUAGGAGCCCAUCAUCAUUUGGAUUUCUGCGCAAAGUGUCGACAUUUUGUCGGUGAUUUCGCUUCCUGUGCGUCGGCCAAACCAUGUGCCCCUACACACACACAGUUCUGUCUCGCGGCCGGACAUCGAUGUGGUGUGAGGGGAAGGUAGGAUGCUUGGGCAAGUUCGCCCGGACUAGCCUCUGCUUCAGAUGCUUCUCGUGUCCGUCCUAGCGUCGCAACAAUGAUUUGUCGGUGUAUUACGUGGUGUCGUGUACCACAGCUAAUGUGUUGAAAAGACUGAAUAUCCUGUAAGUCUCAUGAACCAAGAUAUUUUCGGAUCCUUCAUGAAGACGGCAGGAAGGAAAUGUGGCAUUAUAAAGUGAACAGAAAUGUGUUGUUCAUCUUUUUGUCACCCGCAUCCCUGAAAACCUCGUAUUCAAUGCUCAGCUGUUCAGAAGGUUAUAAUU
This is a messenger RNA of Toxoplasma gondii ME49, 2790 nucleotides long. Its product is annotated as FAD Malate-dehydrogenase (MDH-FAD). NCBI's taxonomy places the organism in Eukaryota, Apicomplexa, Conoidasida, Eucoccidiorida, Sarcocystidae. Gene Ontology annotation, cellular component: cytoplasm. The transcript is spliced from 7 exons. Gene Ontology annotation, molecular function: (S)-2-hydroxy-acid oxidase activity; L-malate dehydrogenase (quinone) activity; (S)-2-hydroxyglutarate dehydrogenase activity. The record is from RefSeq and is a predicted model, not a curated record. The coding region runs from base 694 to 2346 and encodes 550 amino acids. Gene Ontology annotation, biological process: tricarboxylic acid cycle.